Molecule: messenger RNA, 1722 nt
Organism: Saccharomyces kudriavzevii IFO 1802
Lineage: Eukaryota; Fungi; Ascomycota; Saccharomycetes; Saccharomycetales; Saccharomycetaceae
Gene: PTC5
Product: type 2C protein phosphatase PTC5
Exons: 1
Coding region: 1-1722 (573 amino acids)
Biological process (GO): protein dephosphorylation
Molecular function (GO): protein serine/threonine phosphatase activity; cation binding
Source: RefSeq, a predicted model, not a curated record
AUGUCCCCCUUAACGAGAACCGUAGCUAUAAGGAAAACAGUCAAAGCCCUAUCUAAAUGCCAAUCUGGUAAAGAGUACACACAGAAAUUUCUCCAACGUGCAUAUACAACCUCGCAGGCAAAUAGCACAUACUAUUCAAGGAUAAAAUUAUUCGUAUCAUCCCAUUCCAAAGCCCUAAACAUUGCUCUACUGAGCGGGUCCUUACUUUUGACCUAUUCUUACUAUUCCCCCAGAAAGGUCCUCUCCCUUGAUACAAUCAAUGGAAUAAAGGAUUACUCUACAAAUAGCCGUGGAAAUACUAGCAUGCCCCCACGUAAAUCAAAGGAGACACAAGCGCAAAAAAAUCAAGAACCCCAAAGUGAUCAGUCCGUGCCUAUUUUAAAUGAUGAUAAAAUAGAGGCUAAACUACAUGAUAGGGAGGAAAGUCAUUUUGUGAAUCGCGGUACUGGUAUAUUUAGGUAUGAUGUGGCCCAACUGCCCUCUAACCAUCCAAUAGAAGAUGACCACGUAGAGCAGAUUAUUACCAUCCCAAUAAAGACUGAGGAUGGUAAGUCCACAGAGAAGGAUCUGUAUUUUUUUGGGAUUUUUGAUGGUCAUGGUGGCCCCUUCACUUCAGAAAAGUUAUCCAAAGAUUUGGUUCGUUAUGUAGCCUAUCAAUUGGGUAAGGUUUAUGACGAAAACAAAACAGUCUUCCGCUCCGACCCCAAUAAGUUAAUUGACUCUGCGAUAUCCGAAGGGUUUUUGAAGUUGGACAACGAUAUCGUGAUGGAAUCAUUUAGGAAACUGUUCAAAGAUCCAAGCAAUACUAACAUUGCAAAUACCUUACCUGCCAUUUCGGGAUCUUGCGCACUAUUAAGUUUAUACAAUUCUACUAACUCAAUUCUGAAAGUGGCCGUAACUGGAGAUUCAAGGGCUUUGAUUUGUGGUUUGGACAGCAAGGGAAACUGGACUGUUAAUUCAUUAUCUACUGAUCAGACCGGCGAUAAUCUGGACGAGGUACAAAGAAUUAGGAAAGAACACCCGGGGGAGCCUAGGGUCGUAAGAAAUGGAAGAAUAUUGGGCUCGUUGCAACCGUCCAGGGCAUUCGGAGAUUACCGCUAUAAAGUCAAAGAAGUUGAUGGAAAACCAUUGUCAGAUUUGCCUGAAGUCGCCAAGCUUUAUUUCAGAAAGGAACCAAGGGAUUUCAAGACCCCCCCAUACGUAACUGCAGAACCAGUAAUUUCUUCUGCCAAAAUUGGUGAAGACACUAAAUUUAUGGUGAUGGGCUCCGAUGGUUUAUUCGAACUACUAACUAAUGAAGAAAUCGCUUCAUUGGUUAUCAGAUGGAUGGAUAAAAAUCUGAGUAUUCCAACAACUCUUAAUGCAGAUCCGGGAAAAUUACCAAAAGUCAUCGAUAUUUCUGACGACAAGGAAGCACAGAGACCGGCAUUUAGGUAUAAAGAUGAUAAGCCAAGCUCUUCAUCGACUUCAACUUCAGAAUAUCUCAUUGAAGACAAAAACGUCGCCACCCAUUUAAUAAGAAACGCAUUAAGCGCUGGUGGAAGAAAAGAAUAUGUAUCUGCAUUAGUCAGUAUUCCAUCGCCAAUGAGUAGAAGGUACAGAGAUGACUUGACAGUAACUGUGGCGUUCUUCGGUGAUUCCGGAACGCCUCUGAACGUAUCGAACGCCACUUCAAUAGUGAUGAAUCCAGAGGCAACUACAAAGCCUAAGCCUAGAUUAUGA